Molecule: messenger RNA, 546 nt
Organism: Solanum verrucosum
Lineage: Eukaryota; Viridiplantae; Streptophyta; Magnoliopsida; Solanales; Solanaceae
Exons: 2
Coding region: 1-546 (181 amino acids)
Biological process (GO): DNA integration
Molecular function (GO): nucleic acid binding
Source: RefSeq, a predicted model, not a curated record
AUGUCAAAUACAUGGGGAUUUGAUUCAAGUACUGCCUCACGAACUCAAUGCCAUGAGUUCAAUUUGGUCGUAGAUUCCCGCAUGGAGGUCAUUGGUCCAAUAAAGUCUGCCGCUUCUAAUGGACACAGAUUCAUUUUGGUUGCCAUUGAUUACUUUACCAAGUGGGUGGAAGCAGCCUCAUUUGGGAUACCGGGAUCCAUCAUUACUAACAAUGGAGCAAAUCUCAACCGUCAUUUGAUGAAAGAGAUAUGUGAACAAUUCAAGAUUACUCAUCGAAACUCAACCACCUAUCGUCCCCAAAUAAAUGGAGUUGUAGAAGCCGCCAACAAGAACAUCAAGAAGAUUCUUAGGAAGAUGAUAGGCAAUCAGAAAGGUUGGCAUGAGAUGUUGUCAUAUGCUUUGUUGGGUUACUGUAUGACUGUCAGAACGUCAAUUGGAGCAACUCCAUACCUGUCAGUAUAUGGAACAAAAGCAGUUCUACCUGCCGAACUUGAAAUACCUUCAUUGAGAAUCAUCCAAGAAGCCGAAUUGAGUAAUGUUGAUUGA